Messenger RNA from Dichotomopilus funicola, 1119 nucleotides. RefSeq lists its product as uncharacterized. The transcript is spliced from 8 exons. Bases 1 to 1119 code for a protein of 372 amino acids. Gene Ontology annotation, molecular function: saccharopine dehydrogenase (NAD+, L-lysine-forming) activity. The record is from RefSeq and is a predicted model, not a curated record. Gene Ontology annotation, cellular component: cytoplasm. Lineage: Eukaryota; Fungi; Ascomycota; Sordariomycetes; Sordariales; Chaetomiaceae.
AUGGCCCCCACCGUACUACACCUCCGCAGCGAGACCAAGGCCCUCGAGCACCGCUCGGCCCUGACGCCGACGACGACUGCGGCCCUGAUCAAGGCCGGUUACGUUGUCAAUGUUGAGCGCUCGCCCGUGAGGAUAUUCGACGAUGCUGAGUUUGAGGCGGCCGGUGCCACCUUGGUCCCCGAGUUCAGCUGGGUUGAUGCUCCCAAGGAGCACAUCAUUGUCGGCCUGAAGGAGCUGGAGGAGAAGGACUUCCCUCUUAAGCAUGUGCAUGUUCAGUUUGCCCACUGCUACAAGCAGCAGGCUGGGUGGGACACAGUUCUCGCCAGGUUCCCCAGGGGUGGUGGCACCCUCCUUGAUCUCGAAUUUCUUGUUGAUGAGCGUGGCCGCCGUGUUGCCGCCUUUGGCUUCCACGCCGGUUUCGCCGGUGCUGCCCUCGCCCUAGAGGUUUGGGCCUGGCAGCAACAGCAUAGCGAGCCCUUCCCCGGCGUUGAGAGCUACCCCAACGAGGACGCCCUCGUGACCAACGUCAAGAAGGCGCUUGCCGACGGCGAGAAGAAGGCCGGCCGUCUGCCCCGCGUCAUUGUCAUCGGCGCCCUCGGCCGCUGCGGUUCGGGAGCCGUUGAUGCCCUGCGCAAGGCCGGCCUGCCUGAGGAGAACAUCCUCAAGUGGGAUAUGGCGGAGACUGCCAAGGGGGGACCCUUCAAGGAGAUUACCGACAGCGACAUCUUUGUGAACUGCAUUUACCUCACCAGCAAGAUCCCCAACUUCGUCAACAAGGAAUCCCUCCAGGUCGCCGACCGCCAGCUCUCCGUCGUGUGCGACGUCUCCGCUGACACCACCUCCCCCUUUACCCCGGUUCCUAUCUACACCGUCGCAACAACUUUCGACAAGCCCACCGUCCCCGUCGACGGUCUGCAGAGCGGGCCCCCGCUUUCUGUCAUCUCUAUCGACCACCUCCCGUCUCUGCUGCCGCGUGAGGCGUCGGAGGCUUUCAGCCACGACCUCCUCCCAUCGCUUCUCACCCUCAACGACUGGCAGAACUCGGCCGUCUGGGCGAGAGCUGACAAGCUCUUUAAGGACAAGGUCGCCACCCUCCCCGCGAGUGCGUUGAAGAAGUAA